AUGGCAACUUCCAGAUGUUAUUUCGCUCUGGGAAAUGAUCGUUAUGUGCAGGUAAAUGAAUGGAAAGGAGAAAUGAGAGUUGACAUUAGGGAGUGGCAAGGCGACAAACCAACUAAGAAAGGUAUCAGUUUAACGUUAAUGCGAUGGAAGAAUUUUGUAGAUCAACUAACCUAUGCGGAUAAGGUGUUACAAGAUAAACAGUCCUAUUGGAGUCACCUUGGAGGUAAUGUUUAUUGUAACAUAACAGAAAACAGUGUAUGCGUGGACAUAAGGCAGCAUUGGAAGCCAGAAAAUGAAGUGGUACCGACAAAGAAAGGCAUAUGUUUACGACCAAAAAGUAUGUCUGUUUGA
Molecule: messenger RNA, 351 nt
Organism: Mercenaria mercenaria
Lineage: Eukaryota; Metazoa; Mollusca; Bivalvia; Venerida; Veneridae
Exons: 1
Coding region: 1-351 (116 amino acids)
Biological process (GO): positive regulation of transcription initiation by RNA polymerase II
Molecular function (GO): DNA binding; transcription coactivator activity
Source: RefSeq, a predicted model, not a curated record